CCCCCCGUCCACCCUCCAUCCCGUCCAACACAAGUUCGGUAGCUGGGCUCCGUCUCUUGUCCCUUCUCUCUCUUGUGCUGGUCAUUUUCUCUUUCAUUAUUCGUUGAAGCGUGUAUCCCGGCUGGCUGGUCCAUUAUCCAUCUGGUUCAUCCCGUCGCCUUUUGUUGAUUCGUCAAUAUGUUCAAGAGCAUCGCUGUUCUCUCUUUGUUUGCCUCGACGGCUUACGGCCAUGCCUUCAUUUCCUCCGUCAAGAGUACAAAUGGCGUUUCCGCCAUGUCGUUCGGUGUUGACACCACGGGUGCCAUUCCCCGGAAUGGAACCACUGAGCAGCCCUUCCAGCUCGAUACACCCGUGCUCAAGGAUUUGAACACGAAUCCCUGUGGUUCAACGCUGCAGGGCGGUAGCAUUGACAUUACCCAGGCCCUGAAGGCACAGGAGCAAGCCAACAACGGUGCACUCCCCGCCGUUGAAAGCACCGUUACCCUUGGUCUCCACCAGGUGAACGCAGACGGUGGAGGACCCUUCACGGCCGAGGUGAACGAGGACGGCACGGGCAAGACAUGGGUUGCUGCCACCGUCACGAAGCAGCCCCCGGGUGAAAACGGUCUCCUGCACAAUGGCCCCGCGGACUCUGAGUUGACUCUGCAGUUGCCUAACAACCUGAAGUGCACUGGCGGAACAAACGGCAACGCCUGCCUGAUCCGUAUCACCAACGGCGGCGAGAACAGCACGUCCUUCGCGAACGGUGCCGGUCCCUUUGGCGGCUGCGUCGCCGUCUCACAGGCGAACGCCGCCACUGGCUCUUCCUCCGGUACCGCUGCCAAGUCGACGAUCACCGCCGCCGCUGGGGGCAACGGGAACACCAGCAGCAACAACCGCAAGGGUGGCAGCAAUCGCGCGAAGAACAACGCGAUUAUGCAGGGCCGGCGCAGCCUCCUCAGCGGGCGCUCCAUCGCGUCGAUCGACGAGCUCUCCGAGCUGGUCGCUAAGAGAGAGAUGCUGAACCGCAACAUCAACGAGAAGAGACAGUUGUUGACUGCCCAGUUGAUUGACGAGCUCGAGACUGCCACUGGUACCGCUAUCGACAUCCCCAUCGACAAGCUCGCUGGCCACGACGACUUCGCGGCCAAGGGUGGCAACUCGACUGAGGCCUCCAAGGACGCUGUCCUGACGACCCAGCAAGCCAUCGACCUCAAGAAGGCCGUCCAGCUCGCUAUCGACAGCGCCCUCAUUGUGAUGGCGAACGGUAACAUCGACGCCGGCAAGCAGGGUCAGAGCUCGGAGAUUACUGACAAAGCCAACGCCGACGCCGCUGCUUCUCUUGCUGCCGGCGAGACGACCUCGGUCAACUUGGGCAACGCCGGUGUCGGCUUCUUCAACACCGCGAACGUCGACUCUCUUCUCGGCGAACUCGCCACCGCGAGUGACUCCAUCGCGGCUACGCUCACCUCGGGCAGCGGGGCUGCUGCCACCGCCACCCUGACCGACACCGCUGCCACGGCUACUGCUACUUCUACCCAGAAAACAGGCAGCAAUCGGACAAAGGGCAGCAACAACGGCGCCGCCAACCGCAACGGUAACAACCGCGGCGGGAACAGCGCCGCUGCGACGCGCAAGGGUGCGUUCAAGAACCGCGUCCGCUCAUGGGACGCCUAAGUCCCUCCAGUUCUCUGCCCUCGCUCUUUUAAAGGGUGAGGCAUAGAUUUGGAAUAGAGUUCGUGGGUUUGGUGAUUCAACGUUAUUUAUUGCGCCGCUCGGGAUGGAUGCGCCGGUAGUGUUGGUCUGUGUGUCGUGAACUUGUAUUAGUAGCACUCUCCCUUGCCACUGUUCUCGUGUACGACUUCCUACUGGGAGGAACACUAGCCAGUCAUGGAUACAACGUUUCUUCCCUUUUAUCUUGCC
Messenger RNA from Gloeophyllum trabeum ATCC 11539, 1902 nucleotides. RefSeq lists its product as uncharacterized. The transcript is spliced from 7 exons. The record is from RefSeq and is a predicted model, not a curated record. The coding region runs from base 178 to 1656 and encodes 492 amino acids. NCBI's taxonomy places the organism in Eukaryota, Fungi, Basidiomycota, Agaricomycetes, Gloeophyllales, Gloeophyllaceae.